CUUUUCCCCUGAUAAUGCUGUUCGAGAGGAUGUGCCUUUGUAUCCCAAGAACCCCACCCGGACACCCUUUGAGAACUGUUUCCCUGGCUCUGGUUUACUCUCAGCUGAGAGGAAGGUCUGGCCACCAGGAAGAAGCUGGCCAAUCCUUUCCAGCUGCCCCUUUGGUUUGCUGCACUUCAUGGGAAGACCGCCUGCUUUGGGCCUUCCAGGAAAGAGCAGUUUGAGCUAGUGGCACAGUGUAUGAGCUUCUCCCCUCUGGACACCAGACGAGACAGCUACCCCUUCUUCCUUAUGAGAGCCCUUCAGAUACUUGGAGGCAAGGAAACAAGCAUCGUGUAAAAAAAAAAAAAGAUCGUUCCUGAAUGCUAGUGAUGGUGAAGCUGGGAAAAGGCUCCUGUAGACUAACACCACCAGGAUGAACCAUCUGCCGGAUGACCUGGAAAAUGCCCUCAGUGGGAGUCAGGGCUCGCAUGCUUCUCUGCUCAAUGUCCACUCCAUCAACCCCAGCCAGCUGAUGGCCAGGAUCGAGUCCUACGAAGGGCGGGAGAAGAAAGGCAUCUCUGACGUCAGAAGGACUUUCUGUUUGUUUGUCACCUUUGACCUCUUGUUUGUUACUCUGCUGUGGAUCAUAGAGUUAAAUGUGAACGGGGGCAUCGAGACCACUUUGGAGAAGGAGGUGAUGCAGUAUGACUACUACUCUUCUUACUUCGACAUCUUUCUCCUGGCCGUGUUUCGGUUCAAAGUGUUAAUCCUCGCAUAUGCCGUGUGUAGGCUGCGCCACUGGUGGGCGGUAGCGUUGACAACAGCUGUGACGAGUGCCUUUUUAUUAGUAAAAGUCAUCCUGUCCAAGCUCUUCUCUCAGGGGGCUUUUGGAUAUGUGCUGCCCAUCAUUUCAUUCAUCCUCGCAUGGAUCGAAACCUGGUUCCUGGAUUUCAAAGUAUUGCCUCAGGAAGCCGAGGAAGACAACAGACUCCUGCUGGUUCAGGACGCUUCGGAGCGGGCAGCUCUCAUACAGCCGCCCGGGGGCCUCUCUGAUGGGCAGUUUUAUUCUCCGCCUGAGUCGGAAGCAGGGUCUGAUGAAGAAUCUGAAGAAAAACAGGAUAGUGAGAAGCCAAUCCUGUAACUGUGGGAAUUCUUUUGAUGAAAUCUCUCCACCUGUGAAUCCUCUCUGUCCCUCUGCAUUUGUGGUGUGAAGGCCCCAGUGUGGCCUGGCUCUUCAGGAGGACAAGUGGGGGCUCUCCCUGGGAAGCCGCGCCGAUCUGCUAAUCAAGGAUUUAUUUAUUGUGAUACCUCACAGAAGAUUGUCCCCCACCCACACGUGUACAUUCGCCGGCCUGGGGCUGACAGCUGGUGCUGUCCUCUGCUACUGAAAGUGAUCUCCUAAUGGGUAGGUAGUCCUGGGAAAGCCUCGUGCUGUAUUCCUAGUCAAUAGACGCCAUGCUAUAUCGACCUAACACAUCUUCUGUAGCGCGAAAGUACGUGGAUUUGUUUCCUGACUCACAAAAUGGGAUUGUUUUAUUUGUCUCAUAGAUUUAUUUUCUAUUUCUUUUUAAAAAAUAACAUGUCCUUGUGUGUUUUUUAAUUCAUGCCUAUGAGCUCUUUGUACAAUUUAAAAACAUUAAUAAAAGGCAACAUACCA
Messenger RNA from Dromiciops gliroides (monito del monte), 1639 nucleotides. RefSeq names its product STARD3 N-terminal like (gene STARD3NL). The coding region runs from base 416 to 1123 and encodes 235 amino acids. Lineage: Eukaryota; Metazoa; Chordata; Mammalia; Microbiotheria; Microbiotheriidae. The record is from RefSeq and is a predicted model, not a curated record. The transcript is spliced from 10 exons.